Messenger RNA from Cynara cardunculus var. scolymus (artichoke), 1111 nucleotides. RefSeq names its product arp2/3 complex-activating protein rickA-like. Lineage: Eukaryota; Viridiplantae; Streptophyta; Magnoliopsida; Asterales; Asteraceae. The record is from RefSeq and is a predicted model, not a curated record. The transcript is spliced from 2 exons. The coding region runs from base 5 to 787 and encodes 260 amino acids.
AUUAAUGGAAGAUCAAUCCAACUGUGUUCUUGAUUGGCCAUAUCUCUACAAAGAAAAGAGUACAGAGGAGUUGGCAGUGUCACUUUGGUCGACAACAAUGGAGCUUGAAGCAACAAGGAUCAGGGUUCAAGAAGAGAUCAGAGCAAGAGAUGAUCAGUUAAAUCAGCUCAAAGAUCUUCUGAAUGACGCCAUUAAUGAAAGAAAUGAAGCUCGAAACAAAUAUCAAUCGUUUCUCAUUGAUAACUUGCUUCUCCAACAGCAGUUUCACCACCACGCCGGAUACAAACACUAUCAAACCACCGUAGCUCCGCCGCAGCCCGGUGUUUCAAGUAUUGAAGAUGAACCCAUCACCACCAAUUGUGGCUUCUCUUCUUCAGAUUGUGAAGAAAGCAUUCUUUCUUCUCCACCCAUCGAAAACCCACUUCAAUUACCACCACCACCACCGCCGCCGCAGCCGCAGGAAUCGCGGUUUCCGGUAGUUCAGACAAAGGGGUUGCCGGAAAAAGGGAAGUUUUUAGAAGCAGUCAUGAAAGCAGCUCCUUUGUUACAGAACCUUCUCCUGGCAGGACCACUCCCACAUUGGCGCCACCCUCCUCCUCCGCUGGACACCUACCAGAUUCCAUCGCCAUCGUUGGUGAUUCCAACUCCACCUGUCCGCCAUCUACUCAGUCAAGAAUCUUUACGAAAAAUUACCUACAAUUGUGGUGAGUUUAACAAGAAAAGGGCGUUUUCCGAAGACCGUGAUUCUUCAACAGAGACCAAAUACCAAAGAAUUGCUUUAAAUUGACUACUAUUACUGCAUUCUUCUUCAUCUCAUAUACAAAAACUAUUUGACUAUUACAGUCAAAUCAUCAUAGUAGUUGAAUUUUCUUGAUUUCUCUACAAAAUGAUCAUCAAGGAGUUUAUAAAUUGAUGUGGCUAUCAGCCUAUUCUAAUGCGAAAGGGUUGAAGAUGAUCUACCGAAAUUGUAAAUAGGGUUGAUAUGAAUAGCAUAAAUCACCCAAACGCUUUCAAGCUUUUGCGACAAAUUUGGGGGGGGUUUUUUCCCGUAAUUUGAAACCUGUGAAACUGGGGAGAGGGUGAUGUUGAAGAUAAUUGCAGGUUUUGAUGA